Morone saxatilis (striped sea-bass) is the source of this 2944-nucleotide messenger RNA. It is a transcript of the gene grik4, whose product is annotated as glutamate receptor, ionotropic, kainate 4. The record is from RefSeq and is a predicted model, not a curated record. Gene Ontology annotation, molecular function: transmitter-gated monoatomic ion channel activity involved in regulation of postsynaptic membrane potential; kainate selective glutamate receptor activity. The coding region runs from base 41 to 2944 and encodes 967 amino acids. NCBI's taxonomy places the organism in Eukaryota, Metazoa, Chordata, Actinopteri, Moronidae. Gene Ontology annotation, biological process: synaptic transmission, glutamatergic; modulation of chemical synaptic transmission; monoatomic ion transport. Gene Ontology annotation, cellular component: postsynaptic membrane; kainate selective glutamate receptor complex; plasma membrane. The transcript has 19 exons.
GGGGCACCCCCGGGGCAGGACCCAUGAGGAGUCAAAGAAGAUGCUCACAGCCUGGGCGCUUCUGCUCUUCUUAGCCAUGUGGGUGAGAAGCACCUCUGGUGGCCCGCUCUCCUUCAGAAUAGCUGCCAUCCUUGAUGACCCUAUGGAGUGCAGCAGAGGAGAGCGUUUGGCCAUCACGCUGGCCAAAGACAGCAUCAACAGGAACAGCAACCGCUCAACCACUGGCAAGCUGGAGGUGGACAUCUUUGAACUGCUGAGAGACAGCGAAUAUGAAAUGGGAGAAACAAUGUGCCAGAUCAUGUCUAAAGGGGUGGUGGCAGUCCUCGGCCCCUCUGCCAGCCCAGCCUCCAACUCCAUCAUCAGCAAUAUCUGUGGAGAGAAGGAGGUGCCCUAUGUCAAGGUGGCCCCAGAGGAUAUUCUGAAGGUUCAGUUUCCUCGGUUCACCACUCUGGACCUGAGGCCAACCAACACCGACAUCAGCCUGGCUGUGGCCGGCCUUCUCACCUUCUUUAACAGCACCACCGCCUGCCUCAUCUGUGCACAGGCUGACUGCUUAUUGAACCUGGAGCAGCUCCUCAGGCAGUUCCUCAUCUCCAAGGAGACUCUGUCAGUGCGCAUGCUUGAUGACAGCCAAGACCCGACCCCGCUCUUGAAGGAGAUACGAGAUGACAAGACUGCCACUAUUAUAGUCGAUGCCAACGCCACCAUGUCACAUAUCAUUUUAGAACGGGCAUCAGAGCUGGGAAUGCUGUCAGUGUACUACACUUACAUCUUCACCUCUCUGGAAUUCUCUUUACUCCGACUGGACGAUGUGGUGGACCAACGAGUGAACAUCGUCGGUUUUUCAGUCUUCAACAAAACUCAUCCCUUCUUCCAGGAUUUUGUGCUCAGCCUCAACCGCUCCUGGCAAGAGAACUGUGAUCACGCACCCUUCGCCGGCACUCCACUCUCCUCAGCUCUGCUCUUUGAUGCGGUAUACGCGGUGGUGGCGGCGGUCCAGGAGUUGAACCGUAGCCAGAAUGUUGGCGCCACUCAGCUUUCCUGCAAGUCCUCCAAGAUCUGGGAGCAUGGCACCAGCCUCAUGAAUUACCUGAGGAUGGUAGAAUUGGAAGGUCUAACAGGCCACAUUGAAUUCAACAGCAAAGGCCAGCGAUCUAACUACGCCCUGAGGAUCAUGCAGAACAGCAAGGAUGGCCUAAGGCAGAUUGGCCUGUGGCAUUCAGAAGAUGGACUGUCCAUGGAGAGAAAGCUUCCAUCAAUCAAUGUGACAGACACCCUCUUCAACACUACUCUUACCAUCACAACAAUAUUAGAGAAUCCGUAUGUGAUGCUGCGGCCGAACCACCAGGAACUGGAGGGAAAUGACCGCUACGAAGGCUUCUGCGUGGACAUGCUGAAGGAGCUGGCAGAUAUUCUAAAGUUCAAGUAUCGCAUCCGGCUGGUCGGAGACGGGCUGUACGGAGUUCCUGGAGCCAAUGGAACGUGGACCGGCAUGGUCGGAGAGCUCAUCUCAAGGAAAGCUGACCUGGCAGUUGCAGGCCUCACCAUCACAGCAGAGCGUGAAAAGGUCAUUGACUUCUCCAAGCCCUUCAUGACCCUCGGCAUCAGCAUCAUGUACCGCGUCCACCUGGGACGUAGGCCAGGCUACUUCUCCUUCCUGGAUCCCUUCUCCCCCGGAGUCUGGCUCUUCAUGCUUCUGGCCUAUUUGGCUGUCAGCUGCGUCCUCUUUCUGGUGGCCAGAUUGACACCGUAUGAGUGGUACAACCCCCAUCCCUGUCUAAAGGGUCGUUGUAACCUGCUGAUCAACCAGUACUCGCUUGGCAACAGUUUCUGGUUCCCUGUCGGAGGCUUCAUGCAGCAAGGAUCCACCAUUGCUCCCAGAGCUCUGUCAACACGUUGUGUCAGCGGAGUGUGGUGGGCCUUCACAUUAAUCAUCAUCUCAUCCUACACCGCCAACCUGGCUGCCUUCCUAACGGUCCAGAGGAUGGAAGUGCCGAUAGAGUCCGUAGACGACCUGGCAGAUCAGACGGCAAUAGAGUACGGCACCAUGCAUGGAGGAUCCACAAUGACCUUCUUCCAGAACUCUCGCUACCAGACCUACCAGCGUAUGUGGAACUUCAUGCACUCGAAGCAACCCAGUGUGUUUGUGAAGAGCACAGAGGAGGGCAUCGCCCGCGUCCUCAACUCCAACUAUGCCUACUUGCUGGAGAGCACUAUGAACGAGUACUACCGCCAGAGGAACUGCAACCUGACUCAGAUCGGAGGUCUGCUAGACACCAAGGGCUACGGCAUCGGCAUGCCAGUGGGGUCAGUGUACCGUGAUGAGUUUGACCUGGCCAUCCUCAAGAUGCAGGAGGACAAUCGUUUGGAGAUCCUCAAGAGGAAGUGGUGGGAUGGUGGCAAGUGUCCAAAGGAGGAGGACCACCGUGCCAAAGGUCUGGGCAUGGAGAACAUCGGCGGUAUCUUUGUGGUGCUGGUGUGUGGCCUGCUGGUGGCUAUCUUCAUGGCAGUGCUGGAGUUUGUCUGGAUGUUAAGGCAGACACCAGGAAAUGAGCAGUCAGUGUGUGAGGAGAUGCUGCGGGAGCUCCAGGGGAUCGUACUGUGCCGCGACAGCCUGCAGGUGAGGCGCCGGCGGGCGGCCUCAGUGAUGCGGCCACGGCCUUUACCCCUGGAGGAGCGCCGGGCACGAGCCGCGGCCGUCAGCCUCAGCAACGGCAAACUGUGCGGGGGCACCGGACUGCCUGAACCCCUCUCACACAGACUUGCACAGGAAGCUGCCCUGGUUGCGAGGGGGUGCAGCCACAUCCGCAUUUGCCCCGAGUGCCGGCGCUUCCAGGGACUGAGGAUGCGUCCUGCGGGGGCCACCGGGGCCCUCCCUUCUCCCACGCACAGUGAAGAGAGCAUAGAGUGGGACAAGACCACAAAUAGCAGUGAACCUGAAUAA